Messenger RNA from Hyalella azteca, 1536 nucleotides. Its product is annotated as G-protein coupled receptor 143. Bases 209 to 1438 code for a protein of 409 amino acids. Gene Ontology annotation, molecular function: L-tyrosine binding; L-DOPA receptor activity; L-DOPA binding. Gene Ontology annotation, cellular component: plasma membrane; melanosome membrane. The transcript is spliced from 8 exons. NCBI's taxonomy places the organism in Eukaryota, Metazoa, Arthropoda, Malacostraca, Amphipoda, Hyalellidae. The record is from RefSeq and is a predicted model, not a curated record. Gene Ontology annotation, biological process: melanosome organization; regulation of calcium-mediated signaling; G protein-coupled receptor signaling pathway.
AUCAAUUUAGAAGUAAUCAGCAUAAUAGCAAAUCCAAGAUCACUAUAGAAUUUAAGCUUCAAAAAUUUAGUUUUAAUCCACAAAUAUUUAGCCUCAAUUAUAACAUUCAAUCUAGCUGCAUUGAUAAUAACUUUAUAUUUAUACCUAGUGAUAAUUAAUAACUCCUUCAGUUAUUGUUCAUAGUAAUAAAAUAGGUAAUAUGGCAUAAAUGGCCAGCCCAAUUGUUGAGUCUCUUUGUUGUGUGCCUAUCACUUCUGAGCUGACCAAGCAAUUUCUGAGCACAUUCCGCACUGUGGAAUACAACAGCGUGUGCCUGGCAGCCUCUGUUGUGGGAGUGUGUGGUGCUCUCUGGCAGCUCCAUGUAUUGCACUGGUGGCAACAGCAGCUCCAGCUCAGCUUUGUCUCCAGCCGCAGACCACGUCUCUUGCGAACUCAAGCCUCUCUCAUAGUCAAAUGGCUAGCAGUGUCAGAUCUGUGUGCUGCUGCAGGCAUUGGCAUCAGGAGUCUGUUGUGGCUCUUGGACAGCGCAGCCUCCACAGGAGCAUCUGAAUAUGAUCCUCUGUCAUCAGGGCGACUUGUGUGCAUCUUCAUGGCUAGCUGGAUUCACUAUUUCUACACAUGCACAUACAUGUGGACAUGCCUGUACUGCGUGGACUGCGUGCGCAGUGUGCGUGGAUCACACACAAAUACCGUGUGGUACCACGUAGUUGCAUGGGUCGUGCCUGCCGUUCUCACCUUUGUUGGGCUGUUGGGGCUCUAUGCUCCUGACAUGAAGUGUCACAGCAGCUCCACGAACCCAUACAUCAGAUUCCUGCCGAACUACCUGAGUACCGUGCUGCCUCUGCUGUGUGUGCUGUGCAUGUGCCCGGUGUUGUACGGCGUGGCAGCCAACACACUGCAUACCAACAUGGCUGCUCUCACUGGCAGGUACACGGUCGUGGAGCGCGCAGUGGUGAGUGGCGUGAGGCGACGCUUUCUGCUGCUAUGCCUCGUGUUCUGGCUGUGCUGGCUGCCUAACGUCGUGAACGCUGCGGUGCUCUGGAUAGAGUGGAACGACCUGCCAUAUACCGCCCUCACCGUCCUCUGGUACUGCAUGGCAGUGUUGAACCCUCUUCAAGCGGUGUUCAACAGCUUUGUCUACCCGAGCCAGUCAGCGCGGUCUUCUCAUCGCACGUCCUCAGCUUGGUGCUGCCGUUGGCUGCUGGUGUGCAUCACUUGUGGCUUCUGGUCUCCAAGCAACUCUAAGAAUAUUGACAACGAUACCACACGCGAUACCGACAUUGUUGACUGCGAUGAAUACGAAGAUAAGUCUUCAUCUGAGUAUCAGUCGGCGUCAUCGAGUCCUCGCACGCGCGGCAGUCGCAGCCCCGAUGAGCUCACGGCUCUCCUGGACAACUCUUCGCUGCUGCCUCACUCCUCUUACUGCACCAAGCUGUGAUGAGUGCCUCUGCUCUGCCCCACUCCUCUUACUGCACCAAGCUGUGAUGAGUGUCUCUGCCCUGCCUCACUCCCCUUACUGCACCAAGCUGUGAUGAG